AUGAGCAUCGACCCACGACGACUUGUAGGCAUAAAAGCUGAACGCGUCACGGACGUAUCGAGUCGUGACUUUCCUGGCUACUAUCCAGACGAGGACAACUCCUGGAAUCUAGACGCAUUCAAAGAGAAUCUUACCGUAAAAAUUUAUCGCGUCUCAAACCGGUCGAUCGACUUUGACCUCGUUGGUGUCGAUGCUUCCAUAGCCAAUGCAUUCCGGAGGAUCAUGAUAGCAGAGGUUCCGACUGUAACUAUAGAAAGUGUCUAUGUCUACAACAACACCAGUGUGGUUGUAGACGAGGUUUUGUCUCAACGAAUUGGCUUGAUCCCUUUGAAUGUCGAUCCAGCCAUGAUGGAAAUGCGAGUGGGUGACGAAGCUACCGACAGAAACACCCUUGUCUUUACCCUCACAUUGGGAUGCACGCGAAGAAAAGAUGCACCAAAAGACUCUACCGAUCCCGCACAACUCUACGAAAACCACGAACUUCUUUCCCGUCACCUCCUUUGGGAGCCGGCUGGUGAACAGGAAGCCGUAUUCGCGGCCAAACCGCCAGGUCCACUGAAUCCUGACAUCGUUUUGGCAAAACUGCGACCAGGUCAACAGAUCGAGAUGACGCUACAUGCAAUCAAAGGUGUUGGAAAAGACCAUGCAAAGUUCAGUCCAGUUGCUACGGCUUCUUAUCGACUACUGCCUCAUAUCAACAUCAAAAAGACCAUUCCACCUCACCUAGCCGAAAAAUUUCAAAAUUGUUUCUCCCCUGGAGUCAUCCGUGUUGACCCUCGAACAAAAGCGGUCAGUGUGGACGAACAAGGUGUAAGAAACGAUACUGUCAGUCGCGAGGUUCUGCGACAUCCUGAGUUCGAGGGCUCCGUCGAGCUUGGUCGGGUCAGAGACCAUUUCCUCUUCAACAUAGAGUCAGAGAGCGCCUACCCUCCGCAAAGACUUUUGCUGGAGGCAAUCUCCGUUAUGCGUGACAAAAUAGCCAACAUCAAGCGUGCGGCGGAAGCUUUGCUUGACCGGCCUGCAGAUGAAGAUGUCACAAUGGGUUAA
This is a messenger RNA of Mycena indigotica, 1047 nucleotides long. Its product is annotated as RPOLD domain-containing protein. Gene Ontology annotation, cellular component: RNA polymerase III complex; RNA polymerase I complex. NCBI's taxonomy places the organism in Eukaryota, Fungi, Basidiomycota, Agaricomycetes, Agaricales, Mycenaceae. Gene Ontology annotation, molecular function: protein dimerization activity. The record is from RefSeq and is a predicted model, not a curated record. Bases 1 to 1047 code for a protein of 348 amino acids. The transcript is spliced from 5 exons. Gene Ontology annotation, biological process: DNA-templated transcription.